Porites lobata is the source of this 3105-nucleotide messenger RNA. Lineage: Eukaryota; Metazoa; Cnidaria; Anthozoa; Scleractinia; Poritidae. The record is from the annotation of a GenBank genome assembly.
AUGUGGUACGACUCGUUCGACAACGGUGAGCCAUUGCAGCUAUCGCAAGAUAACGAUGUAGGUUCCUAUCAAUUGUUUGGAACCCUCAGUGAGAAAAUGUCUCAAGAUGACUUCGAUGAUUUCACAGAACAAGAAAUGCAACAGCCAAUAAACAGCUAUAAGCCUCGCUUUCCAACCGAGGCAUGGCCUGAGAAGAAUAACUCAUGGUACGUGCAGGAUAUUCCACUAGAUUAUUAUUCAUCCGGAAGAGAAAGGACUCAAAGUGAGCAUGUGCAGAUGGGUUUCGCAGGUCCGCCUGCUAACUGGUUUUCUGAAGUUCCGGAGGAAAGAAAUAAUGUUCAGGUAUGGUGAAAGGUCUUAAAAUAUGCUCUUUAAAAUCAAAAUUCAGAAAUCAUCUAAGACAGUUAUCCUUCUGUUCGGUGCUCAUUACAAACACCGUUAACAGAAUCAAUAAACUCUUUUCUAUUUUGUAUUACUUGAUUACCCUAACUUCUUUUACUUAUGGUUUCGCGUCAGUCCGCUCGUUUCAUCCUGAUCUAAGCAGAACUAGGGCGACAGCCACGCGAAGGCUGUACAAUAAUUCAACGCUGUCUUAGAGGUACCCUUCGUACCCACUUGAAAAGGCGUAUGGGCAACCCCUGCGAACGUCAGAAAAAAUAAGUGGUUUCAUAUGAGAAAAACAACAUCACUGCAGUUUGCACAUUUCUUCGACGUUCACUGCACGAAGUGAAAUUUCCCAAAAACCGCGUUUCAUAGAGGACGUGAACACGCGAUGACGAAUUGUACUGUCUCUUUUCGCGCUUGACCUUAAACACAGUCCUCAGCUAAGAAUUCAGCUCUUGAAAAAUUCGUCUACAUUUUCUAAAUAAACCGUCUAAAAGGCAUUAAAGAAGUCAAGAUUCAUUUCUUUUAAUGACGUUGAACGCUGUCACCAUUUUUGCCUGAGCUGUGAUUUUUUCUUUGAACUACUGAUCCCUGCACUCAGGCUAAGUUUAAUCACUGAUCUCAUAGGCAGGCAACUGGCAGGCAACCGUUGCUAACUGGCAAUUUCAAGUGUCAUUUCAGUAGGCAUCUCGCUCCAGAGUAUGGAACGUUCUACUUCAUGAUUAUACAGUCCACUAAUACGUACCCCUUACAGCGGGCUUAGCGCGCUAAACAAGAAGCGGUAGUUACCAAUUUGAACUUAAAGGUGUCCACUAAAUCUUGUUUCUAAACUUGGAAUAAACUAUGUAGCUUUAGUGAUGAAAAAAGAAAAUAACCUUCACGAUUUUUUGGCGGGAUUUUUUUGGUCUAUUUUCUUUGUUUUUGUGGCGAGUGUACCUAUAACUAUGCAUGAGUCAGAUAAGUUAUGCAAGAAGUGCAUAAGUUGGGCAUAAUUACGCACACCACCACUAUGCAACAGCCGGUCAAGGCGUUUUACCUCAUAUACUAUUAAUUUUGAAGUAACUGGUAUAACGCUCACUUCAGUUUGGGUGUUGUGACACUAUAAGAAAACAAUUUUUUGUCUGUUAGGGUAAAAUGGUAACCACUAAAUAAUUGAUCGUUAUUAUUAUUCUUUGCAGGAAAGAAGCACGGUUCUUAAUAACAUCCAGAAUUUGCGUUCGACACGUUUCACGAUAGACGAAGAAAUCGCAGAACAGAAGAUCCUAAACGCUUCCAUUUUAAAACAGUCAUCCGCAGUGAAAGAGCACAUUUAUAAAAUGAUUUCACAAAAUGAAAACCUGCAAAACGAAUCCCAAAUCAUGGAAAACAAAAAUCUUGAAUUAGAAGCCAAACUCGAUCAAGAAACACGGCGGUUGGCAGAGAGUAUUAGAAGUAAAAGAAGAGAUAUGUCGGAAAUUAGAUACGAUGCCGAAGUGAUAAAGGCUCGAAGGGAGGAAAAGGCAGAAAUAACCGAAGAGAUCAAAGACCUUCGGAUGAGCUUCGAGGAUGUAGAUCUAGAUAUUUACUGGAUGGAGCAUUUUUACAAGGUUGACUAUGACAAGAUGGUCAUCUUUCCUUUCUGGAAAUUAGAGGAGGAUUUGGAGAGAGCUCUUCAAGGCGAGGACCCCACUCUCUAUAAAGAAGAGGGACCACAAGAGAGAGAUCAUGAAGCUGAGGGAGAUGGUUAUGAUUAUGAAGAUGAUGACUUCUUUGACUAUGAGAAGACAAUUGAAGAAGACGAAAAGGUGAGUUAAGACUUAACUCGAUCGGUUAACCCGCUUUCCCCGUUGGCUACCUUUACAACAAAACGUUCCCAAAAAAAAACCUCAUUCCUUCAUCUGUCUGAAAGAAAAAUAUUGUAGAAGGGAGUAUUAUUAAGACGGCAGACCACAGGAUCUCAUUGGCAGACUUACAGUAGAUAUAGGACCACUGUACAACCUGCAAAAAGAGCCCCUGAAAAGGUUUCGUGUGACAGUCACGACACGCGGCUUCGUUCCCAUACUUUAAAGCUAACACCUGCUUAAUUAGUGAUCCCAUCGUGGAAAAGUACUUGAUGAGCAGUCCUCAUUAAGACAACUGAGUUUCGUUGAUGCAAACAGUCACGCUAUAGCUUUUCAUCUGCAAAAAUAAUUUUAAAAGCAGCUUAGACCAAUAGCUAAAGAUAACAAAGACUUCCUUUUUUGGUUGCAAAUAGCUUUUUGAUUGUGCACGGAUUUGACCUCAAUAAGAACGUGUUUAAACAAAGUGUUUAUGGGGAGUGUAAAAACGGUGGAUGUCGUUUAGCACUGAUCUGCGGUACACACCAAAAGUUAAGAGAAAUUUUUUACGUUCUAAUAUUUAUUUCUACGCCUAGAAGAAAGAUAUAAUUAUUAAGAAGUACUGCUUCCUCAGACAUUUUCGAGAUAAAUCUAAUUUAAAGCACAACACGUAUUUGACUUUUUCUAGUCCAUAGACGACUUUGAAGAGGAAUCGGCCAAAGAAGACGCUACACCUGAAAGUGACACGUGUCAACCAGCAAACCGGGACUCUGAAACUGACAACUGCAAAUCUAAGUCAGGAAGAUUGAAUGUUCUCAAACUUGGCCGCAGAUUUAAUAGCUUUAUCGCAAAUAUAUCCUCUGGCUUUGGAAGGAGUGCUGGACAAAAGUUGCCAAAGAAGAAGGUAAAUGUUAAUGGGAGACAA